Neltuma alba is the source of this 960-nucleotide messenger RNA. RefSeq names its product signal peptidase complex catalytic subunit SEC11A. The transcript is spliced from 8 exons. Gene Ontology annotation, molecular function: serine-type endopeptidase activity. The record is from RefSeq and is a predicted model, not a curated record. The coding region runs from base 124 to 666 and encodes 180 amino acids. Lineage: Eukaryota; Viridiplantae; Streptophyta; Magnoliopsida; Fabales; Fabaceae. Gene Ontology annotation, cellular component: membrane; signal peptidase complex.
GCCUGUGGGUUUGCAGUGCGAGAAGGGAAAAGUUACGGAGUGCGGAAGCGGACGCCACAUCCGAAGAGCUGAUACAGCGGUGGGAGACGUAGACGUUGAAGCUCCGUAUCAGAAAGAAAAAACAUGGGUUGGAUUGGCGAGACCGUGGACUCCAUUAAAUCUAUUCAGAUCCGCCAGGCCCUCACACAGGCUGUUAGUCUUGGCUUGAUUGUUACAUCUGCUUUGAUAAUAUGGAAGGCAUUGAUGUGCGUUACUGGCAGUGAAUCUCCUGUUGUUGUUGUUCUAUCUGGAAGCAUGGAACCUGGGUUCAAGCGUGGAGACAUAUUAUUCUUGCAUAUGAGUAAAGAUCCAAUUCGUGCAGGAGAGAUUGUUGUAUUUAAUGUUGAUGGCCGCGAGAUUCCAAUUGUUCACCGGGUAAUCAAGGUGCAUGAGCGAAAUGACACUGGGGAGGUUGAUGUUCUCACCAAAGGAGAUAAUAAUUAUGGGGAUGACAGGCUUCUCUAUGCUCAUGGCCAACUCUGGCUACAAAGGCAUCACAUUAUGGGUAGAGCUAUCGGGUUCUUACCUUAUGUGGGCUGGGUGACGAUUAUCAUGACUGAAAAGCCUAUCAUUAAGUAUAUUCUCAUUGGUGCUUUGGGGUUGCUCGUGAUAACUUCAAAAGAUUAAACGAGAUGUCUCAAUCAAGCUUUGUGGUAACUGCAACUCUAGUAUAGUAAACAGAUAGUAUCACUUUCUUGAAGGUGCCAGAUGCCCAUCUUGUACCAUCUUUUUAAAUGACAGACAACAUGAUGUUGGAGUUGAUUCAGAGUAAUGGAUUUUUAUUUCAUUUUUAAUCGUUUAGACGCCUUAUUGGCUGCUUAGUUGCUUGAAUCAGACUUUUAAGUUUACAUUUUUGUAGUACUAUGGUAAUUCCGGCUUGACUAUAUAUUACUCCUGAAAAAUGAAUGGUUGUUUUUGAAA